Hibiscus syriacus is the source of this 1745-nucleotide messenger RNA. Its product is annotated as 5-methyltetrahydropteroyltriglutamate--homocysteine methyltransferase-like. Gene Ontology annotation, biological process: amino acid biosynthetic process. Gene Ontology annotation, molecular function: zinc ion binding; 5-methyltetrahydropteroyltriglutamate-homocysteine S-methyltransferase activity. Bases 17 to 943 code for a protein of 308 amino acids. The transcript is spliced from 11 exons. NCBI's taxonomy places the organism in Eukaryota, Viridiplantae, Streptophyta, Magnoliopsida, Malvales, Malvaceae. The record is from RefSeq and is a predicted model, not a curated record.
UGCCUCUGUACCUGCCAUGGAAAUGACCAAUUGGUUCGACACCAAUUACCUCUUCAUCGUUCCUAAACUUGGACCUGAUGUUAAAUUCUCUUAUGCAUCUCACAAGGCGGUGGAUGAGUUCAAGGAAGCUAAGACGCUUGGAGUCAACACCGUUCCUGUCAUUAUUGGCCCUGUCUCAUACUUGUUGCUGUCUAAACCCGCAAAGGGUGUUGAGAAGACCUUUUCUCUUCCAUCUCUCCUCCCAAAAAUCAUCCCUGUCUACAAGGAAGUUAUAUCAGAGCUUAAAGUAGCUGGUGCUUCCUGGAUUCAGUUCGAUGAACCCACUCUUGUCUUGGAUCUUGAGUCUCACCAAUUGGAAGCAUUUACUGCUGCUUAUGCUGAUCUGGAAUUGACUCUUUCAGGCUUGAAUGUUCUGGUCGAAACUUACUUUGCUGAUCUUACUCCUGAGGCAUACAAGAUCCUCACCGGAUUGAAGGGUAUCACUGCUUAUGGUUUGGAUUUGGUUCGUGGAACACAGACUAUUGAAUUGGUCAAGAAGGAUUUCCCUAAGGGCAGACACCUCUUUGCUGGAGUUGUUGACGGAAGGAACAUUUGGGCCAAUGAUCUUGCUUCUUCUCUUAGCACCUUGCAGGCUAUUGAGGCUGUUGUUGGCAAAGACAACCUUGUGGUGUCCACCUCCUGCUCGCUUCUCCACACUGCUGGCGAUUUAGUAAAUGAAACUAAGCUUGAUGAUGAAAUCAAAUCCUGGCUUGCAUUCGCUGCUCAGAAAGUUGUUGAAGUUAAUGCACUUGCCAAGGCAUUGGCUGGUCACAAGGAUGUGGCCUUCUUCUCUUCCAAUGCUACUGCUCAGGUUUUGAGGAAGUCGUCCCCUAGAGUAACCAAUGAGGCUGUUCUAAAGGCUGCAAGUGUUUCCCAAGUGAUUGCUCUGUGGCUGCUGCUUUGAAGGGCUCCGAUCACCGUCGUGCAACAAAUGUUACUGCUAGACUCAAUGCACAGCAGAAAAAGCUUAGCCUACCAAUCCUACCUACCACUACCAUUGGAUCCUUCCCUCAAACUGUGGAGCUCAGGAAAGUUCGUCGUGAAUUCAAGGCUAACAAGAUCUGAGAGGACGAUUACGUUAAAGCCAUGGAGGAGGAAAUUAAGAAGGUUGUCGACCUUCAAGAACAAAUCGAUACUGAUGUCCUAAUUCAUGGAGAGCCUGAGAGAAACGACAUGGUUGAGUACUUUGGCGAGCAGUUGUCUGGUUUUGCUUUCCCUUUUAAUGGGUGGGUGCAAUCUUAUGGAUCCCGUUGUGUCAAGCCACCGAUCAUCUAUGGCGAUGUUAGCCGCCCCAAGCCAAUGACUUUUUUCUGGUCAUCUGCGACUCCAAGCAUGAUGAAGUGAAUGCUUACCGGUCCUGUUACCAUUCUCAAUUGUUCAUUUGUAAGAAAUGAUCAACCCAGGACCCCAGAUUCGAAACUUGCUACCAGAUUGCCUUGGCCAUCAAGGACGAAGUUGAGGAUCUCGAGAAGGCCAGUAUCAAUGUUAUCCAAAUCGACGAGGCUGCUUUGAGAGAAGAGCUGCCGCUAGGAAGUCCGAGCACAGCUUCUACUUGAAAUGGGUUGUCCACUCCUUUAGGAUCACCAACUGUGGUGUCAAGGAUACCACCUAGAUCCACACCCACAUGUGCUACUCCAACUUCAUCGAUAUCAUCCACUCCAUUAUCGACAUGGAUGCUGAUGUCAUCACCAUCAAGAACUUGUCGC